Hevea brasiliensis (rubber tree) is the source of this 1995-nucleotide messenger RNA. Its product is annotated as T-complex protein 1 subunit beta. Gene Ontology annotation, biological process: protein folding. Lineage: Eukaryota; Viridiplantae; Streptophyta; Magnoliopsida; Malpighiales; Euphorbiaceae. Gene Ontology annotation, molecular function: ATP-dependent protein folding chaperone; ATP binding; ATP hydrolysis activity. The record is from RefSeq and is a predicted model, not a curated record. Gene Ontology annotation, cellular component: chaperonin-containing T-complex; cytosol. The coding region runs from base 201 to 1784 and encodes 527 amino acids. The transcript has 12 exons.
GAACCCAUGUGCCAUGAUAAGGAUGAUCAGCACUAUGUCACUCGACUGCUGGUAUAGAAGGAAAAACCAUAACUAGACGCCCUAGUCACAUUUUCGGCGGGAUCCAAAGUCUCAAAAAGUACCCGUCGAUCGUCUCCGACUUCCCUUCAGAUUAUAAUUUUGAGGAUCUAUAUUCAAGCUGUCUUCAUUUACGCUGUCUAAUGGCGGUUGAGAGAAUUCUUAAAGAUGAAGCUAGUGAAGAAAAAGGAGAGCGUGCCAGAAUGGCAUCAUUUGUUGGUGCAAUGGCAAUUGCUGACUUGGUCAAGACAACGUUAGGACCAAAAGGGAUGGACAAAAUUUUGCAGUCAACAGGCAGAGGACGUGAAGUUACUGUUACAAAUGAUGGGGCCACCAUCUUAAAGUCCCUUCAUAUUGAUAACGCAGCUGCUAAAGUUCUAGUUGACAUUUCAAAAGUUCAAGAUGAUGAAGUUGGUGAUGGAACAACUUCUGUUGUUGUUUUGGCUGGGGAGCUUUUGAGGGAGGCAGAAAAGCUGGUGGCCGCAAAGAUUCACCCAAUGACAAUAAUUGCAGGUUAUCGAAUGGCAGCAGAAUGUGCCCGCAAUGCUUUGUUGCAAAAAGUUGUGGACAACAAAGAGAAUGAAGAAAAAUUCAAGCUGGACUUGAUGAAGAUUGCAAUGACCACUUUGAGUUCCAAAAUUUUAUCACAGGAUAAGGAACAUUUUGCAAAACUAGCUGUGGAUGCUGUUUUGAGGCUAAAGGGUAGUACAAACUUAGAGUCUAUUCAAAUUAUCAAGAAGCCUGGGAGUUCACUGAAGGAUUCUUUCUUGGAUGAAGGAUUUAUUCUUGACAAAAAAAUAGGUAUUGGGCAACCAAAGCGCAUAGAGAAUGCAAAAAUUUUGGUGGCAAAUACUGCAAUGGACACAGACAAAGUAAAGAUCUAUGGUGCACGUGUUCGUGUUGAUUCAAUGUCUAGGGUUGCUGAUAUUGAAGCAGCUGAGAAGCAAAAAAUGAGAGAAAAGGUGGAUAAGAUAAUAGCUCAUGGGAUUAACUGCUUUGUAAACAGGCAAUUGAUUUACAAUUUCCCCGAGGAACUUUUUGCUAAUGCUGGGAUACUUGCAAUUGAGCAUGCUGAUUUUGAUGGGAUUGAACGUCUGGCUUUAGUAACUGGUGGUGAAAUUGCAUCAACCUUUGAUAAUCCUGAGUCGGUUAAGCUUGGGCACUGCAAGCUUAUUGAGGAAAUCAUGAUUGGUGAGGACAAGUUGAUCCACUUCUCUGGUGUUGCAAUGGGUCAGGCAUGUACUAUUGUGCUGAGAGGUGCAAGCCAUCAUGUGCUUGAUGAGGCAGAAAGAUCUCUCCAUGAUGCCUUGUGUGUGCUGUCUCAGACAGUCAAUGACAGUAGGGUUUUGCUUGGUGGUGGAUGGCCCGAGAUGGUGAUGGCAAGGGAUGUGGAUGAGCUGGCUCGAGUAACUCCGGGGAAGAAGUCCCAUGCUAUUGAAGCAUUCUCAAGGGCACUUGUUGCAAUUCCAACUAUCAUUGCAGAUAAUGCUGGUUUAGACAGUGCUGAACUUGUAGCACAGCUCCGAGCAGAGCACCAGAAGGAGGGUUGCGCAGCAGGGAUUGAUGUUAUCACUGGAUCUGUGGGAGAUAUGGCUGAGCUCGGCAUUUCUGAAGCUUUUAAAGUUAAGCAGGCCAUACUACUCUCUGCAACUGAGGCUGCUGAAAUGAUUCUCAGAGUGGACGAAAUCAUUACUUGUGCCCCAAGAAGGAGAGAAGACAGAAUGUGAAAACUAGGACGUUUUUUCUGGACAAGGACAUUUGUUGUAAUGCUCUCGGUUUUCUUGGCAUUUGCGAGGCAUCAGUACCGCAUUGAUAUUAAUUUCACCGAGGAUUCCUCUUGAUUUUUUUGAGCUUCAGUUGUGUUCCGGAAACGCAGCCAUUGUUACCGAAUUCUUGCAUUUUGGAAUUAAUAGCAAUUAUAUCUCGAGUGUUUUAUGA